AUGAGUAAUAUUCCUUAGAAAAAUAAUAAAAGAAAACAAAUCUAAUCUCUUGAUUUAAUAUCCUAACCUAGGAAGCUAAUUUAAAAAAAUGAAAUGGAUGAGCUAAUGCCUGUUUCGCUCCAAGAAGAUCUAAAUUAAGAUUUAUUUAAUUCUAUGAAAGAUCCUAAGAACAGUAUAAACAUUGGAUUGGAACUUGAACAGUAGAUUUCAGUGCAGUUGAAAAAACUUAAUGGAUAAGUAAUACAGAAAAUGAAGAUAAAUGAAGCUAGGGAAUUUACAAAGCUCUAUCCCUACGAAAUCGAUUAUUUAAUAGAAGAAAAUGGUAAGCUCUACGCUGUUGCAUCAUGGGGAAGCACUUAAUUUGAUUUAAAUUCUUUACCUAAGGAAGAGUAAGAAUAUUACUUAAAAUAAUACAAUGCUAAAACUAAUUACGAACAAAGGAAGACUAGAAUUGCGCUUACAGACGAGUAGAUCGACUAUGUAAAUUAAGUGAUAAAUAUGCAACUAAAUGAUGAAAUUGUAUUGGUGCUACGAAUUUUGCACAAAACUCAUGGUAUAGAACCUGUUUUUGAAAGUGAAUACUAAUCCAAAGUCUUUAAGAGCUUUAUGAAAUAACCUGAUGCUGCUUUUUUGAUAUUUUUACAGGAUAUAGAUCCCUAAGUAGGCUUGGAUAUUAAUGCCUUUUGCUAAACUCACUAAAUUGACAUGAAAAGUGUCUAAGUUAACUACAUAAAGAAGAAUAAGUAGUUAAAACUAAGAUUUACUUCAUUACACUAAUAUGAAAGAUUUGUGCUUUAUUACAAGAGCAUUAAUAUCUAGAUAAAAUCGGAUGAAAAUAAUUAAGAUUAGACUUCUUAGGUGCUCUAAGCCUUAAAAAAUAUGUACAAACAGAUAGUAACAAAGAGGAAAGUAAGUGAAAAAAGUAACAUUGUUGAGUAAAAGGGAGAAAAUACUCCUACCAACAUUAAGCCUCUUAUGUUUGGAGUCAAAGAUGAUGAAAUUUCUUGUGAUAAAAAUUAGAAUAGACUCAAAGAUAUUUAAUUUUUAUCUUCAGAUAGACAAAUAGAACUAAGUAAUAAUAUGCUUGACCUAAAAGCAGGAGAAAAAUUCAGCUAAAUUCCCUAAGAUCAUAUUGAAAGCGAAUCGCUGAUCAUUGAUUACCUUGAUAAGAAUAAAAAAUUAAAUGUAGAAUAAGCAGAGUAGCUUUAACCAGUAUAGAAAAAAGUUAACUACGAGAAAGGCAUUACUCAGCAUUAAGGAUAACCUCCAAAUCUAAUGACUGAAUGUCUAGAAUAAAAGGAAGUAAUUCCUUAAGACAAAAGUCUUUAUAUAAAGUAAUAGCUAAAUAAGAUAAAAAAUGAAAAUGUUGCUAAUGACUAGGUUCUCGAAUUUAUAAUUGACUUUUAGGAAAUCCUCAAUAAAAUGGCACAAGAUAAAAGGUUUUAUAAGACAAAGUUUGGCAUUCCAAAACUAAAAGAAAGAAAAAGCAUAAAUUAGCUCAAGAAUGAGCAUAAUGUCUAUUUCGAGAAGGCUUAAUAACUAAAAGGAAAGCCUUUUAGUAACUAGCUAUUAAUCGUAGAAGAGUAUAAGAAAAAAUACUCAAUUUUAGGAUUUAGAUCUUUUAUGGUUGCAAAGAUGAUCAACGAAAACAUAUCAAUGAAAUCGAUUUCUUAAUCGAAAUUCUUUAAUAUUAUUGCAUGA
Molecule: messenger RNA, 1701 nt
Organism: Tetrahymena thermophila SB210
Lineage: Eukaryota; Ciliophora; Oligohymenophorea; Hymenostomatida; Tetrahymenidae
Exons: 3
Source: RefSeq, a predicted model, not a curated record